GCAUAAUAUCGCGUAUGUCGCAUGUUGAAACGUCAUCAUACAGCGACAAUGUAUUUUUCUUCUAUUAAAAGGAAAGUAAGAGUAGUUUUUCUUUUACGCUACGCUGAGAGUCAGAACUAGUUUUAUGUCAUUUUUAUCAUAAAGUACACGUUUUACUGUUAUAUUUACUAUCAACAUACAAAAUAAACGUCCUAGGAAGUCCUUUUUCAGUGUCUAAACACAAGGCUCGUUUUCGUCUCUGAUGUCCAACUAUGCCACAACUCGUCGAUAUAAAGGUUCCAGGAGAAUGUAAUACUCUUCCUGAAGGGUUUUGGUCGGCGAUAGAUGUGUGGUUAAAGAAACCUCACGUUCUAAACAAGCGUCUCUGCGGAGUUAAAGAGACGGAGAGCAAAGACUUGCGGUUCCCGUUUGACGACCCUCUUUCUGAACUCUCCUCUGAUGUGUUGUCCUUCAUAAACAGCGGGUGUUCACCAGCAAAGCCACACGAGCAGGACAAACGCUGGUCCUCCACUGUCAGAACCUUUAUUCCUAAAGUAAACUGUUAUGGGAAAACCCUGCAUAAAGAUGUUGUAGUGAAAGACUUUGGCAGACAACAAGUGACCUUUCUUCCAUUUGAAGAGGAUGCAGAAGGGCAGGUGUCUCUGAAGAAGGGCAACAUUUAUCAGAUUCAGCUCUGCAGUCACCACUGUGAGGAAUGGUCCUUGGAGCUGUAUGUCUUGACUCCAGAUGCCUGGUUCUCCGAUGGCGUGGUGUACCCCAAACUGCCCUGGCUGUUCUCAGAUCUGCUGCCUAAACUGGUGCGCUGGGCCACCGAGUGCAAAAGCAGCGAGUUCAGGAGCACCUUGUCUCUGCUGCCAGUGGAGAAGUAUAACCUCAUGUACCAGCAGCUGAAGGACAAAUACAAAUCCAUGGUCAAGGUUUGGCCUGAGGUGACAGAUCCUGAGAAGUUUGUCUAUGAGGAUGUGGCCAUUGCUACUUAUCUCCUGGUGCUGUGGGCUGAGGAGCGAGUAGAGAAGGAUCUGACCUCCAGACAGUCCUUUAUUGACCUUGGCUGUGGAAACGGCCUCCUGGUUCACAUACUGACCAAUGAAGGGCACCCUGGAAAGGGCAUCGAUGUUCGUCGGAGGAAGAUCUGGGACAUGUACGGCCCCCAGACUCUUCUAGAGGAGAAGGCAAUUACUCCCAGCGAGAGCUUCUUAUUCCCAAGCACAGACUGGCUGAUUGGGAACCACUCAGAUGAGCUCACGCCAUGGAUCCCCGUUAUAGCAGCGAGGUCGUCUCACUCCUGCCGUUAUUUCGCCCUUCCCUGCUGUUUCUUUGACUUCUAUGGGAAAUACCAGAGGCGCCAGUGUAAGAAGUCUCAGUAUAGAGAAUACAUUGACUUCAUCGCUGAUGUCAGCCAAGUCAGUGGCUUCAACACUGAAGAGGACUGCCUGAGAAUACCGUCCACCAAACGGGUGUGUCUGGUAGGAAAGUCGAGAAAUUACCAGCUGUCUGCGGAGGCUGACGCAGAGCAGCGACGAGCUCAUUAUAUCCAGAGGCACCGGACCAGCUGUGGGCUCAUAGGUCAGGGGUCAAACAUAAGAAGUGAUGGGGGCUGUUGCCAUGGGAAUGCAGACAGUGACAGGACCCACAGGAGCAGUUGGGGAGCCGGGUUCCAGCCCCGAAACAGGGUCGAAAUGGUUCGAAAUUGCACCACUCUCCCCCGGGACUUUGUUGAUGGCGUUGUCUCGCAGGUUGCGAAUGUUCUUUUGGGAAUGACUGAGAAUGACAGCGGGGCAUCCUCCGACGAAUGGAACCAAGGAGGCAGUCUCUCUGUGAGCGAGGUCGCUGGGCUGUUGGAGCAGGAAACCCUGCAGCUGCUGAAGAAGGAGUGUGGAGGCCUUCAGACGCUGCUCAAGAACAACCACCAAGUCUUUAGAGUGGAGGGAGGGAGGGUGUGUAUAAGGAACUGGCAGGAAAGGAAAUCCUCCGUGGCUGAUGCCAAAUGGAAACCCGUCGCCCCCGGCGCAAUAAAAACCCGUCCCUGCUGGUUUCACAUCCACCACCCUCAGGGCUGCCCGCUGCAGGCCCAAGACUGUGCCUUUGCUCACGGAGCAGAAGACCUCCGUCCAUCGAGCAGACCACUCUCAAGAAGGAGAUCCCCCUCCACCCACUUCCCCUCCUCCGACCCUCCUCACCUGAGUGAUGCUCAGGAAUCAGGCUGGUAGGCUCUGCAGCUGUCAUACCUGGUGCUCCUGCAGUUUGCACUUCAUAGACUGUCCGCCCCAGCAGAGAGACAAGAGGAGGAGGCUUGUUUGGAAACGUUUCUAUUUGACAUUUCACCAUUCAGCAUGUACUUCACUUGAAAUUCAAAAAGCUUAGCAUCGUGCCAUCACCAGUGGAGAGCUGCCAAGCGUGGAUGGUGCUUCUUCUCAACACAGAGCUGGAAAUACACAUGGGCUGAGCCAUGGCAUGUACCCAAUUCACUCAGAUUCACAUGGAGUUAAAAUUAGAACUCAGUUUAUGCUGUCCUGCAAGUAUAAACCUGCAUAAUAAUUCAUUUAUCUCAUGUGUUAAAUAUUAACUGAGAGAGUCCUGGUGAUGUAAAAUGAGAUCUAUAGCAUCU
Messenger RNA from Monopterus albus (swamp eel), 2608 nucleotides. It is a transcript of the gene trmt44, whose product is annotated as tRNA methyltransferase 44 homolog. NCBI's taxonomy places the organism in Eukaryota, Metazoa, Chordata, Actinopteri, Synbranchiformes, Synbranchidae. Bases 252 to 2210 code for a protein of 652 amino acids. The record is from RefSeq and is a predicted model, not a curated record. Gene Ontology annotation, molecular function: metal ion binding; tRNA (uridine) methyltransferase activity. The transcript has 12 exons. Gene Ontology annotation, biological process: tRNA methylation.